Molecule: messenger RNA, 729 nt
Organism: Leptinotarsa decemlineata (Colorado potato beetle)
Lineage: Eukaryota; Metazoa; Arthropoda; Insecta; Coleoptera; Chrysomelidae
Molecular function (GO): protein binding
Source: RefSeq, a predicted model, not a curated record
AUGCGCAAACGCAAACUAACGAUUAUCGAUCUGCCAUUCGCAGCUGAUAAGUUCAGUCAUUUUCCUACAGAAAUUUUGUACAUUUUAUACCAAAAAAUUAUCGAGAUGUUAUUUGUAGUGAUGAAUUAUUCAGCCUUCUUUAUAUUGAUAUCGCUUGUGGGCAGUGAACGAUUUUCAGAAAAAUUACGAGUGAAACGGUCCGAAAUAGAUUUGCAAACUUGCAUUGAUAACUUCAAUGUACACAAAGAUAAAAUAAUUAGAACGCAAGAUUCUCAAAACAUGGGAGCAAAAUAUCUGAACGAAAUAGAUUUGGGAUCUAGGGAGGAAUGUUUGCGGUUAUGUUGCGAAACUGAGAAUUGUGACGUUUUCGUAUUCGAGGAAAAGAAUUCUGGUAGCUGUUACCUCUUCCAUUGUGGUCCGCCAGAAGAUUUUAAAUGUAAAUUCACUCAUCACGUGAACUAUUCGAGCGCCGUUCUAGCCAUAAAUAGACAUCUGCCGGAUUUAGAAAGCCAAAUUAAGCUCACCAAGCACGAACAGGAUUUAACAAAGCUCAGGAAACCAGAAACUGAUCCGGAGGUCCUGAGACCGAUUGUUCCUGAAAUUAUCACAACACAUGCUCCAACAACUACCACCAUGGUUUUGUCGAAGGAAUUAAUCCCUAUCAACAAACCCAAUGAAGUCUCAGAACAAGGUACUAGCGUAGGUAUUAUUAUUGAAAAAUCAUCUUGA